Messenger RNA from Lemur catta (Ring-tailed lemur), 3266 nucleotides. It is a transcript of the gene FILIP1L, whose product is annotated as filamin A interacting protein 1 like. Lineage: Eukaryota; Metazoa; Chordata; Mammalia; Primates; Lemuridae. The transcript is spliced from 2 exons. The record is from RefSeq and is a predicted model, not a curated record. The coding region runs from base 237 to 2918 and encodes 893 amino acids.
CGGGCGCGCUCGGCGCCCCGCUCGCAUUGUUCGGGCGACUCCCGGAGCGCGCACAGCCCGCUCCAGCGCGGCGCGACAGCGGCCCGGCCGGCCCCGCCCGGCCCCGGUGCAGGCGGCUCAGAUUAAAGAAGCUGAUUGAUCAAGAAACCAAGUCCCAGGAGAAGAAGGAUCAAGAAAAAGAGAAGAAGGUCACCACCCUGAAAGAGGAGCUGACCAAAUUGAAGUCUUUUGCUUUGAUGGUGGUGGAUGAACAACAAAGACUGACGGCACAGCUCGCCCUUCAAAGACAGAAAAUCCAAGACCUGACCACAAAUGCAAAGGAAACACAUGCCAAACUAGCCCUUGCUAAAGCCAGAGUUCAGGAAGAAGAGCAGAAGGCAAACAGACUAGAGAAGGAACUGCAAACGCAGACCACAAAGUUUCACCAGGACCAAGACGCAAUUAUGGCAAAGCUCACCAAUGAGGACAGUCAAAAUCGCCAGCUUCGACAAAAGCUGGCAGCACUCAGCCGGCAAAUUGAUGAGUUGGAAGAGACAAAUAGGACUUUACGAAAAGCAGAAGAGGAGCUGCAAGAUAUAAAAGAAAAAAUCAACAAGGGAGAAUAUGGAAAUGCUGGUAUCAUGGCGGAAGUAGAAGAGCUUAGGAAACGUGUGCUAGAUAUGGAAGGGAAAGAUGAAGAGCUAAUAAAAAUGGAGGAGCAGUGCAGAGAUCUCAAUAAGAGGCUUGAAAAGGAAACAUCACAAAGUAAAGACUUUAAACUAGAGGUUGAAAAACUCAGUAAAAGAAUUAUGGCUCUGGAAAAAUUAGAAGAUGCUUUCAACAAAAGCAAACAAGAAUGCUACUCUCUGAAAUGCAAUUUAGAAAAAGAAAGGAUGACCACAAAGCAGUUGUCUCAAGAACUGGAGAGUUUAAAAGUAAGGAUCAAAGAGCUUGAAGCUAUUGAAAGUCGCCUGGAACAGACAGAAUUCACCCUAAAAGAGGAUUUAACUAAACUGAAAACAUUAACUGUGAUGCUCGUAGAUGAGCGGAAAACAAUGAGUGAAAAAUUAAAGCAAACUGAAGAUAAGUUACAAGCUGCUUCUUCUCAGCUUCAAGUGGAGCAAAAUAAAGUAACAACGGUUACUGAGAAGUUAAUUGAGGAAACUAAAAGGGCACUCAAAUCCAAAACUGAUGUGGAAGAAAAGAUGUACAGUGUAACCAAGGAGAGAGAUGAUCUAAAAAACAAAUUGAAAGCAGAGGAAGAGAAAGGAAAUGAUCUCCUGUCAAAAGUUAAUAUGUUGAAAAAUAGGCUUCAAUCAUUAGAAGCAACUGAAAAAGAUUUCCUAAAACACAAAUUAAAUCAAGACUCUGGUAAGUCCACAACAGCAUUACACCAAGAAAACAAUAAAAUUAAAGAGCUCUCUCAAGAGGUGGAAAGACUGAAACUGAAGCUAAAGGAUAUGAAAGCCAUCGAGGAUGACCUCAUGAAAACAGAAGAUGAGUAUGAGACUCUAGAACGAAGGUAUGCUAAUGAACGAGACAAAGCUCAAUUUUUAUCUGAAGAGCUAGAACAAGUUAAAAUGGAACUUGCUAAAUACAAGUUGGCAGAAAAGACAGAGUCCAGCCAUGAACAAUGGCUUUUCAAAAGGCUUCAAGAAGAAGAAGCUAAGUCAGGGCACCUCUCAAGAGAAGUGGAUGCAUUAAAAGAGAAAAUUCAUGAAUACAUGGCAACGGAAGACCUAAUAUGUCACCUCCAGGGAGAUCACUCAGUUCUGCAAAAGAAACUUAAUCAACAGGAAAACAGGAACAGAGAUUUAGGAAGAGAGAUUGAAAACCUCACUAAAGAGUUAGAGAGGUACCGGCAUUUUAGUAAGAGCCUCCGGCCUAAUCUCAAUGGAAGAAGAAUCUCUGAUCCUCAAGUGUUUUCUAAAGAAGUUCAGACAGAAGCAGCAGACAAUGAACCACCUGAUUACAAGAGCCUCAUUCCUUUGGAACGAGCAGUCAUCAAUGGUCAGUUAUACGAGGAGAGUGAGGACCAGGACGAGGACCCUAAUGAAGAGGAAUCUGUGCUGUCCUUCAAAUGCAACCCAUCUACUCCCUGUCCCGUUAACAGGAAGCUAUGGAUUCCUUGGAUGAAAUCCAAGGAGGGCCAUCCUCAGAAUGGAAAAAUACAAACUAAAUCCAAUGGCAACUUUGUACAACCUGGAGAUCUAGUCCUAAGCCACACACCUGGGCAGCCACUUCAUAUAAAGGUUACUCCAGACCAUGUCCAAAACACAGCUACUCUUGAAAUCACAAGUCCGACCACAGAGAGCCCUCACUCUUACACGAGCACUGCAGUGAUACCGAACUGUGGCACCCCAAAGCAAAGGAUAACUAUCCUCCAAAAUGCCUCCAUAACACCAGUGAAAUCCAAAACCUCUACGGAAGGCCUCAUGAAUUUAGAGCAAGGCAUGUCCCCGAUCACUAUGGCAACCUUUGCCAGAGCACAGACCCCAGAGUCUUGUGGUUCUUUAACUCCAGAAAGGACAAUGUCACCUAUUCAGGUUUUGGCUGUGACUGGUUCAGCCAGCUCUCCUGAGCAGGGACGCUCUCCAGAACCAAUUGAAAUCAGUGCCAAGCAUGCGAUUUUCAGAGUCUCCCCAGACCGGCAGUCAUCAUGGCAGUUUCAACGUUCAAACAGUAAUAGUUCAAGUGUGAUAACUACUGAGGAUAAUAAAAUCCACAUUCACUUAGGAAGCCCUUACAUGCAAGCUGUGGCCAGCCCCGUGAGACCUGCCAGCCCCUCAACACCACUGCAGGAUAACCGAACUCAAGGCUUAACUAAUGGGGCACUAAACAAAACAACCAAUAAAGUCACCAGCAGUAUUACUAUCACACCAACAGCCACACCCCUUCCUCGACAAUCACAAAUUACAGUAAGUAAUAUAUAUAACUGACCACGCUCACCCUCAUCCAGUCCAUACUGAUAUUCUUGCAAGGAACGCAAUCCUUUUUUAAUCAUCCCUUCAUAUCCCCAAAAAGACUGACUGAACUUGUACUUUGGGAAGGUUUGUGCAUGAAUUAUACAAGAGUAUCUGAAACUAACUGUUGCCUGCAUAGUCAUAUCAAGUGUGCACUUACUGUAUAUCUUUUCAUUUACAUACCAGUAUGGAAAAUAUUUAGUCUGCACCUGUAAAAAUACAUCUUUAUGUAUUUCAUUUUCCAUAACUCACUUUAAUUUGACUGCAACUUGUCUUGGUGAAAUACUUUAACAUUAUAAAGCAGUAAAUAAUUUGUUGUUUUUA